CAAUCCACUUCUUGCACCAGUGUUCAACAGCAGAUAAACUAUAUUUCAGAUACCCCAAGGAAGUCUAGGAUCUUGUGCCCCCUUGAGAAUUGUCAAAGGGUGUUUUGCAGAUACAAUGGCUUACAACAACAUAUCGAGGUUGAUCACACCAUCCAUAUCGAGCAUGAAGAAAUGACAUUUUCUUCUUUUAAUGAUUUUCAAUCAUGGAAAAAUAAAAUUGAGCAGAGAGAUAUUACUCGAUAUGUAAUAGAUAAGUCUGGAUACAAAAUUAAAGAUGGGAACAAAAUUAUAUUUUACGAUUGCCACCGCUCAUAUAGUUGCAAUAAAAAGAAAAAAGGGAAAAUUUCAAGGGCAUCCAAAAAAAUCGGAAAGGCGUGUCCCUCUCGAAUCCGUACUACGCAUUAUAGUGAUGGUGUAAUUAAAGCCAUUCACUGGAAGACGCAUGUGGGACACGAGAAUCUUGCAAAAUAUAUUCCACUGGACCAACAUUUGCAAAAGAUAAUUAAAGAUAAAAUUCUAGCAGGAGUUGCAGAUGAUGUUAUUAUAAGCAGUAUACGUAGUGCUGCACAUGAUAAUAUGCUACCCCACAGGGCUUCCUUGAUUACAAGAAAGGAUAUAUGGUACAUCAAGAAAUGUGUUUCACCAAUUUCUAAUGUGAAUAACAUUUAUUAACAGCUAUA
Molecule: messenger RNA, 680 nt
Organism: Ctenocephalides felis (cat flea)
Lineage: Eukaryota; Metazoa; Arthropoda; Insecta; Siphonaptera; Pulicidae
Source: RefSeq, a predicted model, not a curated record